GGUUGAAACUUGAUGAGGAAGAGGGUGCAGGGACCAACAACAUAUAAGUUAAUGGAGUUGCAGAGAGACUGAGAACUGAACCAGAAGAUUUUACAGCUUCUCUUCUUCUUCUUUUUCUUUUUCUUCUUCUUUUUCUAAAGCACAGAAAGCGAAGCUUCUGUUUUCCAUCGUUAUUAUUUAUUCUCAACGUAAACCCAAUAGGGGAAAGAAGGAAAGAAAAACAAGAAAAGAAAAUGGAGUUUGAUCUUGAGAAUCCAUUGACGAGCUUGGAAGAAGAUUACCACCAACCUGAUACUAUCCCAGUUCUGUUCUCUACUGAAUCUGAUCACAUGCCUUGUAAAAAUCUUCUACAAAUCUUGAAAACCAGUGACUUUCUCUUCUCUUUUCGUCAUGAAGCUCUCUCUCUCAUUUUACAGGCUCAGUAUUCUUGCAACUUUGACCAGUCAGUAUCUUAUCUUGCUGUUAAUUACAUGGAUCGGUUCAUCUCCAGGCAAGAAAUUCCGCAAGGAAAGCCCUGGGUGUUGAGACUACUUGUUACUUCUUGUCUUUCUCUUGCUGCAAAGAUGAAUAACACAGAGUUUUCAGCCUCUAAUUUUCAAAGAGGAUAUGGAUUCAUGUUUGAUGCUCAGACAAUUCAAAGGAUGGAGCUUUUGAUUCUUGAUGCUCUGAAAUGGAGAUUGAGAUCAAUAACACCUUUCUCAUUUACCCAUUUCUUCAUUUCCUUUAUUCAACUCAAAGAUCCUCCAUUAAAACAAGCUCUCAAAAAACGAGCUACCCAUCUGAUCUCCUUAGCUCAAAAUGAAAUUAGUAUAUUAGAGUUCAAGCCAUCGAUAGUUGCAGCAUCAUGUCUUCUUCUAGCAUCUCACGAGCUGCUCCCAUUACAGUUUCCUUCUUUCAAAGAAUCAAUUUUGACUUCUGAGUAUGUAAAUAAAGAGAGUCUGUUAAGGUGUUUUAAUGCAAUGGAAGAGAUGGUGGAGAAGGAGGAAUACGAGUCAAAGUUAGAUACACUGUCGAGCACGACGACUCCGUUGAGCGUCCUGGAUUGGCACCGUACGAGAUCAGAAAGUGAGAGCAGCACCGGAGACGCCGUUAACGUGGACGUUACGGUGCCAGAGAAGAGGAGAGAAAUCAAACGGCGGAGAUUGAAUGGGUGUAGCGGUGAUGAAAGUAGGGUCCACAUAUUCCAACGGUGUUGAUAAGAUCAAGAGGAAGGUGAGGAAUCAGAAGAUAACGGCUCGUCACUGUAACCUCAUUUUCUCAUUUAGUUUUGGAAUGGAAAAAGUAAAAACCAAAAAAAAAAAAAAGUUAUUUAUUUUUUGUUUUUUCUUUUUUAUAAAAUUGGUCACUUAUUCAA
Carica papaya (papaya) is the source of this 1354-nucleotide messenger RNA. RefSeq names its product putative cyclin-D6-1. Lineage: Eukaryota; Viridiplantae; Streptophyta; Magnoliopsida; Brassicales; Caricaceae. The record is from RefSeq and is a predicted model, not a curated record.